Stylophora pistillata is the source of this 2656-nucleotide messenger RNA. RefSeq lists its product as uncharacterized. Gene Ontology annotation, cellular component: cytoplasm; nucleus. Gene Ontology annotation, molecular function: RNA binding. Lineage: Eukaryota; Metazoa; Cnidaria; Anthozoa; Scleractinia; Pocilloporidae. The record is from RefSeq and is a predicted model, not a curated record.
GAGCAUGCAACGCGCGAGAGCGAAUCCAUCGAGGAGUGUAAUUUCUGCGAUUUCCUAGCUGAGGAAUUGUUUGCAGCACAAUCUUCCACCAUCUGUGCUUGUUCCUCUGCAUCCUUCCACAAUGGAGGUGGAAUACAGCAUAGGAGUGAAUAAUCGCUUCUUAGCGUUAGGACUGGAUGAUGAAGAUCCUGAGGAGACCUUGCUAAAGCAGGAGAAAAAGGAGGAGCCGUCCAAGAAGGAGAAGGCGAAAAAACAAGACAAGAAAGCUGCAAAACAGCCAGUCAAAGAAACGAAGCCUGCCGCAGGGAGAAAGGACAAUGUAAACGAAGAGCCCAAGAAAGAAGAAAGAACAGAUAGCAGGCGUGGUGGUCGCGGCAAAAGCGAUGUAAGGAGAGAAAACGAAAAAAACACUCGUUUGACAAACGGUCCGAGCGAGAGAAGAGACCGAGAUGACAACGCUUCAAGAGAGAGGCGAGGUGGUGGAUUCGGCGGCGGAUUCCGAAGGAGAGAUGGUCCUCAGGGUGAUGCUGACUCUCCUGAUAAAGAGGCAGCCGAAAGGGAAAGAGGAGGCUUCGAAAGGGGAAGAGGUGGCCGUGGAUCGCGGGGUGGAGGUGGAAGAGGUCGUGGGGGAUUCGGUCCCCGUGGUGGCGGUGGUGGUGGUGGUUUUGGCAGGAAGCGAGAGUUCGAAAGAAGAAGUGGAAGCGACCGCUCGGCCCCCCGACUGGACAAAUCAAGUCGCGGGGACAGAAGUUCAGUGAAGCCUCAUGAAAAACGCGAUGGAGGUGGCCAGUUUAACUGGGGAAGUCCUACAGAAGGUGCAAGUGAAGAGACAGAUGUUUUUCCUCAGAGUGAAGUGACAGAUUGGGCUGAGGCUUCUCCUGAUCCAGAUGCUGUGAAAGAGAAAACAGAAGAGGCUCAAGGAGAAGAUAAAGAAAAUGAAGAAAGUAAAGCAGAAGAGGUUCCAAAGGAAAUGAGUCUAGAAGAGUGGAAGGAGUUACAAGAAAAGGAAAGAGCUAAGGCGACUUUUGAACUUCGCAAAGCUGGUGAAGGGGAGAAAAAAGGAAUGUGGAAAGAUACAAAAGUUCUCAAAAAGCCUGUUGAGGAAGAGGGAGAGUUUGGAGCCAGAAGAGUUAUUGAGGUCAAAGAAAAGACAUCUGGUCGUGUCAAACAAACCAUUGACAUACGUGUAGAUUUCAAAAUGAAUAAUGAACCAAGGAGGGGAGGCCGUGGUGGCAAUCGUGGAGGAAGAGGUGAUAGAGGGGGUCGUGGUGGCCGUGGAGGAAGAGGAAGAGGAGGUGGAGGGCGUGCAGGGUUUAGUAGUCGUGGAGAUUCCAGUGAAAGUGGUACAAACUUUGAUUUGACUGCAGAAGAAGAAUUUCCUACUCUUGGCUAACAAGCUGCCUGUUGAUAACCGUUUGUUCCUUUAUUGAAUGCUGCACACAUUAAAAAAUAAGGAAUAAACUUCGCUUGAUGUAAUUGACCAAAGAGAAGACAGUUUCUCAGUAGUUACCUCUCUAUUAUCAGAGGUCUUGAAAAAAAGACAAUCUUAUUAAAUGAACAAGUGCCAUUAGGAGAUGCACUUGACAAGUCUAGGGAUACAGUUCAUUAUACUGCUCUGUAAUGUUGGGUAAUGUCACCAUCUUAAACAAUUUGCUUCAGACUUGCUAAUUUAAAAUGCUACAAACAAUAAAAUCUGAUGAGUGUCGGAAAAAAAAAUCAUUCUUUCCCAUCGUCUAUUUCCAUGCAUCAACUUAUGCCCCAGUUUUCUUGCCAUACACAGUGUUGAUACCUUAACUUGUUAAGAAGGUGAAAGUCGACAUGUUUUUGGGAUUGAAAAUUUUUUUUAACCCUUUUGACCUCAGUGACCAGUGUAUAAUUUCUCCCCACAAUAUCGUCCCACAAAUCGCACAUUUAGAUCAAGAGAAUAAAAAAAAUGAUGAACAACUACAGAAGCUCUAGAUUGUUAAAAAAAAAAUUCCAUGUUAUUACUGUAGGAAAUGUAAAGAGAAAAGGUGGAGGGUAAGCAUACUGAUGUUAGGGAGUAAAGGGUUUGAACGAGAGUAAAAUUGGACACCUGAUAGUCCCACUAUACUAUUUUUAGGUGAUUCGAAUGUCAAUCUGGAAUAUCUUAACUUUGUUGUUUUUUUCAUAAUUUAUUGAAGUGCCCCUGUUUCAUUUUGCAAUAGUUUAUGGCUAAUGCUUAAGUUUGAAAUGUAGUGAUUUGUUCUCUGUACAAUUUGUAGGUUCAUGUAUAUGUUGCAGAUUUCUUUUUAUCUCUGGUGAUUAGUAAGAUAAACCAUUAUAGCUGCUGCUAGGGUGUAAUAAAAAUUGGGAAGAAGACGUGGGUCAUUUUAUGUGAACUUUGGGUAAAAAGCAUAACGGGAUUAAAAAUAUUGUGUAAUAUGUUUACAAUGUACGCUCGUAGUAUUCCUGGUUUCCUGAUCUCAAAUCCCACUAUAGUGAGUAAGAAUUACUGAACUCAGGAAUUAUCAGCAAGGAUAUACUGCAAUAAAACAAGAAGUUGACAAAUUACAUAUGCAAAGAUUUAUAUUCAUGGUUUCUCAGUUGCCACUAAAUUUGUGCUUUUUUUGGGAAAUUUUUCAUUUUCUUGCAUUACUGGAACAUGAUGAUAAAUUAAACAUGUCAAGUUCAUCUA